Molecule: messenger RNA, 1301 nt
Organism: Boeremia exigua
Lineage: Eukaryota; Fungi; Ascomycota; Dothideomycetes; Pleosporales; Didymellaceae
Exons: 1
Coding region: 191-1111 (306 amino acids)
Source: RefSeq, a predicted model, not a curated record
CAUCGGCAUUCAGUGUCAAAGCGUCUUUGUCCUGCUCGUUUGUUGACUUCUCACAGGCAGUUACAUUAAGCCAUUGUCUGUUGAACAAGACUGAACGUACAACAAAGCCAAGGAGACAAAGUAUGACAGUCUUUGUCCGUUCUGCUAUACUCCAACAGAAACAUACUUAAGAGUGACAUGCACUGUGCAUAUGAUUCUCCACAAACACAGACAUCAGCGGCCACUUCAACAUCUACAGUUCAGUAUCUACACUUCAGCAUCUGCACUUCAGCAUCUGCAUCUCCGCAUUUAUUCAUACACUUCGGUAUCUACUCGCACACUUUGGCAUCUACUUGAACACUUAUUCGCAAUGCCUCCUAAGAAGAUCACUACCGCUCCCACUGGGCGCGUCACGACCCGCUCUGGAGCGAAGCAGCCCACUGCUGUGAAGAAGCCUACUGUCGCGAGGAAGCCUACUGUUGCAAAGAAACCCACUGCUGCGAAGAAGCCCACCACCAAGAAGGCCGACCCCAAGUCCAAGCCCACCUCUUCCGGCAAGCGCAAGACUCCCUCCCCUGGCUCAGACGAGGACGUGUUCGCCACCGCCAUCGAGGAGCCCGCCUCGAAGCAGCCCAGGAUAAGAGACAGGCCCGCACCCGCGCCGGCCCCAGCUCUUACAACAUCUGCCCUGACUGUGACUUCUGUGGUCCCCGUACCACCUGCAGCUCCCACUGCUGCGGCCCCCACACCCAUCGACCCCACUGCCCUCACUGCCCAAAUCGUCCGCUCUGUCGACGGCACCAUGCGCCCCUACCUCGCCAUCCUCGAGCCCCUGAUGGACUUCCACGUCGCUUGCGCCAAGCUCGACGGCCGCCAGAGCGAGGAGGUGCUGACGCAUCAGAUGGAGGUUCGGAGCCUUGUUGAAGCUUUGAAGAGGAAGGGUAGGGAGGCGAAGACGAAGCAGAAGACAAAGGAAAACACAGAGGGGAAGAUAGUGGGGAUUUUGAGGACCAGGCAGAUGUCGAUGGAUCCGGAUGACACGUUUGCUAAUGGAUUUAGUGAUGAUGAGGAGCCGUUUCAUGGGGGGUAUGGUUGUAAGGGUGAUAUGGAGCCCCCAGAGGGAGGGUUUUGAUUUUCAUUACUCGUGUGCUUUGCGGUGAACGUCGAGGGCUUCUGCUGCCGUAUGCGCAGACGUCCUUCACAGCGCUUGGGACCCGAUAUGUGAGUCGAGACUCGCCUUCGUCAUGAGGUUACUCAAGAGGUUCUGAUGGUAGGAAAGAUGAUGAGCGUUAUCGACAAUGUAUCAAUACUUUACUUUGCUU